GAGGGCGUACGCAAUAGGCGUAGCGUGUUGAGUGUAAGAGAAUUGUAUCCAGAGAUAACGUUGGCGUAACUUCUGUUGUGAAUGAGCGUGUGCGGCUGUCAUUCGCAGGCCAUUUAAAUGUCUACGCAGUGUCAUUACCGGAGUUGUGUGCAGUGUACAUCUGACCGGGGCAGCCCAGGAGAGGCCUCAUCAUGAUUAAGGAAGAGGACGAGGAUGGGAACGGCCAGCAGGGAGAUGAGCAGCUCCGCUGCCGGUAUGAGGAGCUGUGCAGCAGUCUCAAUAUGGACGAGAGGGCCCGUGUGGAGGCCUGGGAGAGCUACGCUAGGAUCAGUCAGAACUACACUCUGGAGGGAAAUGCCCUGCAAUGGUUGGCUUGUGCGUUAUAUGUAGCCUGCAGGCAAACCGUGCCAACUGUGGGCAAAGGGACAGUGGAAGGAAAUUAUGUUUCGCUGACCAGAAUUCUGACCUCUUCGGAACUAAGCUUGCUUGAGUUUUUUAAUAAAAUGAAGAAGUGGGAGGACAUGGCCAAUCUGACUGCAGAGUUCCGUGAGAGGACAAAGAAGCUUGAGCGGAAUUUCACAGUCACUGCUGUACUCUUCAAAAAGUAUGAUCCCAUCUUCCAAAUGAUCUUCAAAAGCCCACAGGAAGAACAGCCACGGCAGCACAGAGGCCGGAAACAAAGGCGUCAGCCUUGCACCGUGCCUGAGGUGUUUCACUUCUGCUGGGUGCUGUUCAUCAACGCCAAAGGAAACUUUCCAAUGAUAAGCGAUGAUCUAGUGAAUUCUUACCACCUCCUGCUCUGUGCUUUGGACCUGGUUUAUGGGAAUGCAUUGCUGUGCCCGAACCGUCGGGAGCUCUUGAAUCUCGACUUCCAAGGCCUUCCUGAGGAUUUCUCCAGUAAGGACUUUAAGCCACCUACCGAGCCACCCUGCAUCAUCGAAACGCUUUGUUGCCUACACCAAGGUUUAAUUCUGGAAGUUAAGGGCAUUAAAGAACAUUUCUGGAAACCAUAUAUAUAUAAGCUCUUUGAUAAAAAGGUACUGAAAGGAAAAUGCGAUUCUCUUACUGGAUUUCUGGACCCUGGAAAUUUUGACAGCAGUUUGAAAGCCAUUAAUAAGGUCUAUGAGGCUUUUGUGCUCUCGGCUGGGCAUCUGGAUGAGAGAGUCUUCCUGGAGGAUGCAGAGGAAGAAAUUGGGAGUGUUGUCCGAUGUCUGAAUCCCGAUCUGGGAACAGAGUCUGCUGAGAGGGCCCAAGUUUCGUAUCAUUUACAACAACACUUUGAUAUGAUGAAAUCCCUUAGAAUUUCUACUCCACUUACAAGUCUGAAGUAUGUAAAAGAGAGCAAUCCAUACACCACGCCUGUCUCCAGUGCCACGUACAGUGUCAGUCGUCUGUUUGCCAUCCUCUCAGGACUAAAACCAGCCCCCAGUGAGAGUCUGCUCCAGAUCCUGCGAUCCUACUCCAGGAACCCCAUACAGGCCAUUUCCAGGUGGAUUAAAGAAAUGUUUGAAGUGUUUUGUGAGAAAACAGUGUCUGAAGGAGGAGAAAUUCAAUAUUGUAAAGAUAUUGCUAAGAAAUACUUCAGGCUGGCGGAGAUGUUGUAUUAUAAAGUCCUGGAAACCAUCAUUGAGCAGGAAAGGAAACGACUGGGAGAUGUGGAUCUCUCUAGUAUUUUGGAUCAGGAAAUCUUCCACAAGUCCUUAGUGGCAUGCUGCCUUGAAAUAACCAUCUUCUCCUAUAAACCCCCUGGAACCUUUCCUCAAACUAUGGUCAUGUUUGACUUAGCACCCUACCAUUUUUACAAGGUGAUUGAGCUCCUCAUUAAGGCAGAAGAUGGCCUCUGUCGAGAGGUGGUAAAACACCUGAACCAGAUAGAAGAGCAGAUCCUGGAGAGCAUGGCGUGGGCACACGACUCCCCAUUGUGGGACAAAAUUAGGGACAACGAUGGCAAAGUUCCACUCUGUGAAGAGGUCAUGCACCCGCAGCAUUUUGAGAGGUCUAUCAGUAACAGCACAACAAGCUCAUCAACCCCUCUUACCCCAAGAAGAGUGAAUGAGAUCCGGGCAGAUGCAUCUGGCCUAGGAAGAAGCCUCUCUUCCUCACCCACUUUGUGUGAACGGUAUAAUUCUCCCGUCGCUGGGACAGUUCGCCGACGCCUCUUCAGAGACACCGAAAGCCCAUCUGAUGGGGGAAGUCCAGCACAAGCUUCUCCGCACUCCUCUUCUGAUGCAAGUACCCCCCCUGUUCCUGGCCAGACGCUAGUAACCAUGGCAACUGCUACAGUGACUGCAAAUAAUGGGCAAACCGUGACAAUCCCUGUGCAAGGUAUUGCCAAUGAGAAUGGAGGGAUCACAUUUUUCCCGGUGCAGGUAAAUGUGAGUGGACAAGCUCAUGGGGUGACCAGUUCCAUCCAGCCACUUACAGCCCAGGCACUUGCUGGACCAAUGAGCACCCAACAGAUGCAGGUUGCAGGACAAGUAACUGUCCCAUCGGUCCCAGCCUCUCCAGGCCAGCAGACUCGCAACAGCAAACUAAAGAAGGUUGGCUCUCUAGCUCUCUUCUUCCGCAGGGUUUACCAUUUAGCCAGUGUUCGCCUUCGUGAUCUUUGCCAUAAGCUAGAUAUUUGUGAUGAGCUUCGGAAAAAGAUCUGGACUUGCUUAGAGUUCUCCAUUGUGCACUGUUCUAGCUUGAUGAAGGAUCGGCAUUUGGACCAGCUCUUGAUGUGUGCAGUGUAUGUGAUGGCCAAGCAGGUGACAGAGGAAGAUCUCUCUUUCCACAACAUCAUAAAAUGUUAUCGUACCCAGCCUCAUGCGCAGAGUCACGUUUACAGAAGUGUACUCCUAAAAUCAAGAAGACGGCAACAGUCUGGGGGCAGUGAGCAUGCACUGUUGGCCUCCCCAGCAGAGAAUACAACAGACAUCGGCAGCAGAGAGCCCAGUCCCGUAAUGCGAUCGAGUAGCACUUUACCUAUACCCCAGCCCAACAGCGGCCCACCAACACCUAUAACUGGAGCCAGCAGCGAUAUGGAAGAGGAGAGAGGAGACCUUGUUCAGUUCUAUAACAACAUCUACAUCGGAAAAAUGAAAAGCUUUGCUAUGAAGUACUCGCAGGCUAACGUGGACAAAGCAACUCCGCUCUCCCCUUAUCCAUCUAUGCGGAUCCUGUCCCCGCGCCGCGUGCAGCUGUCUCAUAGUCACCCCAUCUACAUUUCACCACACAACGAAGAUACCACCACCUCAUCCCCUAGUGAAAAGAUCUGUUACUACUUUAACCUCAGUCCUGCAAAGAGAUUGCAAGAGAUUAACAGCAUGAUCAGAACGGGAGAGACCCCAACCAAAAAACGGGGGAUUGUAUUGGAAGAUGGGAGCGAAUCUCCGGCCAAGCGGAUAUGCCAAGAUAACCACAGCGCCCUCUACAGGAGACUUCAAGAUGUGGCGAAUGACAGAGGAAAUCCCUGAGCUGAUGGACACUGCAGUAUUUUGUAUAAUAUAAAUAUUUUGUAAGAUUAUGUAGCUCAAGACGCCAGGACUUUGCCCUGUAGUGUCUUGCUCAACCAUCCAGAAGUCAUGGAUUGAAAUACUGACAAUAGGAGGCAGCGACAAAAGACACGAGUGAGCACUUAUGCAGUCAAACUGCCCAUAGGUUGCACUAGAUAUGUAAGUUUACAUAAACACGUCUCAGUGAUUAGCUAAUGAACACGACAGAAAAUUAUGUUAAAGAAAUAUUAAUAUAAUAAUUGCAGCUGGUUGAAUCAAUUGCUCACUCUAUAAUCCUGGAGUGAUAUGAUGUUUUAUUCCAAUUACAACUCAGUGAGGGAGCUAUUCAAUUCCUGGGGGCCCAGCUCCGCGCUGGUCGCGAGUGCCGCAUUCUCACCCCCAAAUGCAGUGGGAUUAGCCAUGUAAAGCAGCUUUUCCUGUGCAACACUUUUCCUGUGACUUAACUGCAGUUAAGUCACUCAAAAGUCCUAAGGAUUUCUGCUCGCACCUCAGGAGGGUGUGAGCAGGAAUCAGCAAAAACAAUUGAAUAGCUGCAGUCUCUUUGGAUGAGAGAUACAGGCGCGAGAAAACAAUUGAUUCCCCCCAGAGAUUUAAAGGAGGAAGCUAAGUGACUGCAGAUUGUUAUGCAGGACAUGAGACAUUUCUCACACCAAACAGUCACCGAUGAAGCAGCCUGCACUCUCAUUGUGCUAACUCAGUCACAGUUUACCAAACUAGCAUCUAAAAUAAAAAUUAAUUUUUUAUAACGGUUUCGUGGUUAGUUAGAGAUCUUAAUAAAACCCGACAGAGCUCAGUGCUCUGGUUAAUUUGUUACCUUCCAUAUUAUUAAUGCAUCUUUUCUACAGAAGUGGUUUCUCCUUACCAGAAACAAACCAGUUAAGUUAUAUUAUUUAUUUUUCACCUUCUGUUUUCAUCGACCCUCGAUAAGUGACAUAUUCAUAACCGAAGUGUUAAAAGGAAAAAUGAAAUUAAAUCCGAAAGCACAUUUUAAAAUACCUCUCAAAUCGACAUUUUGAAUUUAUAAUAAAAGUAAAUCAAUGUUAAUGUACAUACAUGUUAAUGUUUUAAAUGUUUUGCUGUACAAGAAAGCUUGUUAACGAAAUAACACAUUGUACAAAAUUA
Messenger RNA from Pseudophryne corroboree (corroboree frog), 4619 nucleotides. RefSeq names its product RB transcriptional corepressor like 2 (gene RBL2). The record is from RefSeq and is a predicted model, not a curated record. Gene Ontology annotation, molecular function: RNA polymerase II transcription regulatory region sequence-specific DNA binding. Gene Ontology annotation, biological process: regulation of transcription by RNA polymerase II; cell differentiation; negative regulation of G1/S transition of mitotic cell cycle. NCBI's taxonomy places the organism in Eukaryota, Metazoa, Chordata, Amphibia, Anura, Myobatrachidae. The transcript is spliced from 22 exons. Gene Ontology annotation, cellular component: nucleus; transcription regulator complex; chromatin. Bases 192 to 3458 code for a protein of 1088 amino acids.